Messenger RNA from Gadus chalcogrammus (walleye pollock), 1068 nucleotides. RefSeq names its product aquaporin 8a, tandem duplicate 2 (gene aqp8a.2). The coding region runs from base 129 to 908 and encodes 259 amino acids. NCBI's taxonomy places the organism in Eukaryota, Metazoa, Chordata, Actinopteri, Gadiformes, Gadidae. Gene Ontology annotation, biological process: water transport; transmembrane transport. The record is from RefSeq and is a predicted model, not a curated record. Gene Ontology annotation, cellular component: plasma membrane. Gene Ontology annotation, molecular function: water channel activity. The transcript is spliced from 5 exons.
CUCCAUUCUGUCUUAAACAAGCUGAGUCGAGCUAGGCCGCUGAGGUGAAGAAGGACUCCAUCAGCGGUCCCCUUAAUCCCUACAGAGCCACCCCACCACCAGCGCCACCAGCACUAGUUCAGUAAUCCAUGGGCCUGAUGAAGAUGGAGCUGGAGGACACGGAGGCCAGCCUGAUGGACAAGGGGAAGGCGGUGGCGGUCCCCCGAUUGCCCAACCGUUACGAGAAGAUCUUCCAGCCGUGCCUGGCCGAGCUGAUAGGCACCAUGUUCUUCGUGUUCAUCGGCUGCACGUCGGUCAUCGAGAACGUGCCGGCGGCCGGGAGGCUGCAGCCUGCUCUGGUGCACGGUCUGGCCGUGGCUAUCAUGGUGGCCGUCAUGGAUAACAUCAGUGGCUCUCACUUCAACCCUCCAUUCACCAUCGCCAUCUACCUGUGUGGAGGCAUGGAGCUGGUGAUGGUCGGCCCCUACCUCGCCAGUCAGCUGAUUGGAGGAGUACUAGGAGCCGGCAUGUCAAAGCUCAUGGUCCCGGCCGACCGCUACCUCAAUGCCACGGGCGCCGCCUUCGACAUCCUGAAGACGGAGUCGCAGCUGCCGGGCGCAAUCUUCGGCGAGAUGGCCAUGACCUGCCUGAUCACCAUGGUGGUGCUCCUGGUGGCGGUGAACCCCAAGACCAAGACCCCCCUGGCCCCCUUCCUGGUGGGCUGCACCGUCAUCAUCAACGUCCUGGCCGGCGGGGACGUGUCGGGGACCUGCCUGAACCCGGCCAGAGCCUUCGGCCCGGCGGUGAUGACCAACUACUGGACCUUCCACUGGGUGUACUGGGUGGGUCCCAUCGGGGGGUGCCUGAUCGCUGCUGCACUGCUCAGGCUGAUUCUCGGAGAUGAGAAGAUAAGAUUGAUCAAUAAGUGAUCCCUCUGAGAUGUUCGUUUGGUAGCGGUAUGCUGUUUGAGACGAGGGUUCCUGAUAGGAUGUCCCACUCCACGGUUGUUACGCCAUGUCUUGAAGCUCCUGUGGUACUUAUGUUGUCUGUGUUGUUAGUGUUAUUAUUGUUAUAUUUUCUGUGAAUAAA